Messenger RNA from Leishmania braziliensis MHOM/BR/75/M2904, 1728 nucleotides. RefSeq lists its product as hypothetical. Gene Ontology annotation, cellular component: cytoplasm; membrane. The record is from RefSeq and is a predicted model, not a curated record. The transcript has a single exon. Gene Ontology annotation, biological process: protein folding in endoplasmic reticulum. Lineage: Eukaryota; Euglenozoa; Kinetoplastea; Trypanosomatida; Trypanosomatidae. The coding region runs from base 1 to 1728 and encodes 575 amino acids.
AUGCGGCCAGAGGAGCGACUGACGGUGCUGUGUGCGCUACUGCUGCUCUAUGCACUCUUCUCCGUCCCGCUGGAGUUUCUGACUGUUUUUCGGCACCGCACUACCCCCCCAGCAGUUGGCGUCUCGUCGCCGUCUCCUCUAAAGACGUUUUCUACGGGCUCGGCGCCCGGGCUCUCCAUCAACUACGCCUCCUCGUACCUCGGGGCUACGGUGGUGUCUGUGGAGCCGCCUUCAUGCCACGGCGGAUCAGCGCUCAUUAGCGACAGUGCGGACAACUACGUACUGUGCCCAUGCAAUGCUGCUCGGAAGCAGUUCGUGAUGCAGCUCAUCCGCGAUGUGGAGGUGCGCUCUGUAAUGGUGCGGAAUGCAGAGCACUUUAGUAGCGGUGUGCGCAACUUCACGUUGCUUGGGAGUCUACAGUACCCAACGUCUACCUGGUUAGUACUGGGUCACUUUGAGGCGGAACAGCGGCGUGGGCGUCAGUACUUUGACGUCACCCCUGGCAGGCGAGUGCGCUUUAUCAAGCUUCAGUGGGCGACCUCGUACGGACCAGAGCCGUGGUGCACAAUCACCUCCUUUCAGGUGUACGGCAUCGACCUGCUGGAGACCCUGACGCGGUUCGAUGAGAGCGACGACCUGGUAGCUACCGAAGGUGCAGCUGAGGUCAGCGGCGGCCACCGCUGCUCUCCAGAUAUGGACUGCUUUCACCGACCAGCACUUCCCUCGGCACCGGGGAAGGUGGUGGCACCGUCAGCGGCUGGUAGCAGCGCAGUUGCGUCAGGGAGCGGUGCGACGCCUGCGGUUUCGAUUGAUGAGCUCGCGGCAGAGAUGUGGAACGGUGUUACUGCGACUGCCAGGGCUUCAAAGGAGGAUGACACUGAUGUCCUCCUUUUCGCUCCUGUGGACGUCGCCGUGUCAGCCGACAGGGGGUCGCCAUCCCAGUCUGGUGCACGCGCAAAGCGGCCAUCCUCAACUAGCUCCAUAGCGCUCGUGAAGAUUGCACGUGAACUUCAGUCGCCGAGCUGUAGCUCUGUGAACUCCAUGUACUGGAAUGCAUCCCUGCAGUGCACCUUCUCAGACCUGACUGCUCUGUGGGGCCCGUGUGCGGUGACCAGGUGUGGCACAUCAUCCCACGUCACAGCCGUGGGCACUACUCCCACUCACGCCUCUGCCUCUUCGGUGAACACCGCCAGCAUCAAGGGCUUCCCUGCAUCCAGGUCCAUCUACCAGAGUGUCGCGGCAUCUCUUCUCACGCAGCUUCUUCGGCAGCAGCGCAGCUUGCAUCAUGAGCUGACGUUGCUGACGCGGCGACAGCGCCACCUGACUGAGGAGCUUAACCAUACCCGCAGCCUCCUCAGCAACUUCUACGCCAAGUACAAGGAAACAGAGAGGGAGUUCAGCCAGUACCGCAACCAGCUUCGUGGGUUACAUGCAGAGCUGCAGCUUCUGCAAGAGCGAUUUCUUCUUCGUAGGCACAGCAGUUUCUGCGGCGAGGGAGUCGACACAAGUGGAAGCGGUGGCAGCGUAAUGCGGAGUGACACAACCUUGACUGUGAUAUUACUUGUUGUGUUAGCGCUAAUGGUGGUACUGGUACUCAUCUACUCAUCUUCGUCAUCCUUUCCUGGUGUUAGGCGACCAAGUGAUUGGGAGCGUUACUAUAGCGUCAGUCGUGGCGGCGGCAGCGGAUCCCCGCCCUGGUUGCAACCGCAGCGAGGACGCGCAAAGUAG